AUGGGAAAGGGGAGAAACAUUCAAGGGAGGGGGUCAGGGGUAGAAGGGAAUUCAAGAAUAGAAAAUGGACAGAAGAUUUGGGCUUAUGAGGUAUUUCCAGCGUUGGCUGCACUACAUUUGGUGGUGCACGAACAUAAUGCCUACAUCCCUCGUAUACUACAUUGGAGGAGCAACACUUUGCCGCGUUUUUAUGAGCUCAUGAGCCAAGUCUUCGAAAACCGUGAGGUUGAUGUGCAACUUAUCCGGCCAUUUGUAAUUGACAAGCAGCAGGCGUAUUGGACUUGGGGUGACAGUGUUGACAACACUGAAGAACUUGUUGAGUUGGGUAAAAUGGCGUCCACUGAGUUACGCACUUUGAAGCGUGACUUUGAAAGGAUGAAGGAUGAAUUCGCCAAAGUUGUCAGUUCAAAUCGAGCGCUUCACAACAGAGUGCAUGAGUUGGAAGAAAUGGUACGGAGGGAGUCAUCCAAAGUUGAAAGAAAUAACAAGUGUGUGGAGGAUUUGCGCAACACAGUGGCAUCAAUGGAGCAUUAUUUUAAGCUGGAGCUAGAGCAGCUGCGAAAACAAGAUGGUGGGGUGAAAGAAGCUGGGGAAGGACAUGAGGACCUCGAUACUCCUCAUAUGAAUGAAGGAGGUGACAAUGAAUUGUCGCCAUUACAUGACAAUGUCACUCCGCCCACAAAAUCGGCAGCAAUGGCAACACAAGUCCCCAGUGAUGGAGCCGAACCUUCCGCAGCCAUGGUCACUCCAGUUCCUGACUUACAAGUGCAUGAAGCAGCUGCGCAUGCACAAUCCGAGAAGCUGCCUACCCCGGAAGAUGUGGCCGGGUGUGACGAAAUCUGCCAAAGACUUAUGUUUUUGUUAGAAGAUUGGAAAAUAGCUGACAGAGUGCCAUCGGGAGGUCCGAUGAAUCCUCCAAGUAUACCUACAAUUAGUAUGGCUGCUGAUGAAGAAGGUAGUUUGAGUGUUGAAAAAAAAGAAGUGGAAGGUAAAGGCUGUAGACAGAAGCGCCCGGCCCAGACAUUAUUAAGUCCAUUUACUGAUCCUUUGAGGAAGAAGAGGACAAUGAGUGUGUCGGAUGCGACUGCAACCCCGCCAUGUUUUGAUCCAUCAAAACCGCUGCCCAUUGAAGAUGUGAAGGCAGUAAUAGAUUUUUGCACUGCCUGGAAAAACGAUAUCAGUGUGCAGGUGCAGCUUGAAGCAUUUUCAGUGGGCGCUGAUUUUUUCUACAAACUCAUCGAUGAAACGGCAUGGAUUAGCUCAAGGCACCUGGAAAUGGCAACCUUUCUUAUCCGGAAACGGCAACUCUCUCAUCCGUUGCUAUUUGGAACCGACUGGACAACGGCAGAUUAUGCCUUGCAGCAAUUUCUAGAGCCGUUAAAAGCGACUGGCAAGACACGUGGAUCGAAGAAGGCAGCAGCUUCAAACACCAGUGACCUUCCAGCCAACAAGCUGAAGAAUGUACAUCACUUUGUGCACGGUACGUGGCAACACGGGUAUGCCCAAGCUUGGAAAAAAGUCCGCAGAGUGUAUUUUCCAUAUAAUCUUCGAGAGUCCCAUUGGGUUGCAAUCGAAAUUGAUUUCGUCCGACAUACUGCAACUGUGUAUGACUCAUAUGUUGAUUAUACCAAAUCUUCGAAGCUGGUUACACUUCUGCAACCUGUUAGCGAUACGCUUGCACGAGUGCUGUACAAUAUGAAGUUUUAUGAAGAUUCUGAGGUUGAAGAGGUGAAGCAAAAGGGGCUGCAGAUGUCGAGGUUUACGCCUUUCUCAGUUUGCAUCAUUGGAGGUGUGCCACAACAACGAGAUGGUUGUAAUUUCCCAACUUAUUGGCCUCACAGUACGUCUUGCGGAAUCAUGACCGUUCAAUUCAUCGAGCAUCUCAGUGCUGGGCUUUCGGUGCAUAAAAUUGACCCGUCGAAGAUCAAAUAUUACCGACUGAAGCUUGCAAUAGAGGGGAGCUUGUGUCUUGUUGCUGAAAAAAUUGAUGGAUUUGUGUUUAGGAGCUGGUGUGUCAUAUGUCCUGCUGGAUUGACACCUGUUAUAUUGAUAGUUUGCACUGAUCUGGUUCGUGGUGCAAAGGACAAGAGGCUCCGGGUUAAGGGACCCGUGAGAAUGCCAACCAAGGUUCUGCACAUUACCACCAGGAAGUCUCCUUGUGGUGAAGGUACCAACACAUGGGACAGAUUUGAGUUGCGUGUCCACAAGAGGGUGAUUGACCUCUUCAGUUCACCUGAUGUUGUCAAGCAAAUUACUUCCAUUACAAUUGAACCUGGUGUGGAAGUGGAGGUUACAAUCGCAGACUCUUAA
This is a messenger RNA of Prunus armeniaca (apricot), 2310 nucleotides long. The record is from the annotation of a GenBank genome assembly. NCBI's taxonomy places the organism in Eukaryota, Viridiplantae, Streptophyta, Magnoliopsida, Rosales, Rosaceae.